AUGCAGAUUGAAAACAAAAAGACUGGCUAUCUUGGAAUGUGUGAUACGAUUGGAACUGAUAAUGAAAGUAACCUGCAAGAGCGUAGUGCUGUUAGCAUUGUGGAUGAGGAUGGAGACUUUGGGUCAGAAGAUGUUCGGGAGGCAUCUGACACUGAUAAAGAACAAGAAUUGGGUGUCAAGUCCCAAACUUUUGUAAAGGCACCAGCAUCCAGAAGCUCUUUCCAUUCACGCUUGGAGUAUAAGUUACCAAAAACAGAGGUAGAGGAUCUGUUGAAGAAAAAAUGGAAGUAUCAAUGGGAUGUGCCCGCUUUUGGCAUGCCAAAUUGCAAGUGGGUAGGAACGGGAGAGUGUUUUGUAGAGGAUGCUAACAUAAACUCUGAUUGUGGUCUCAAGCAAAGGCUAUAUAAACACUGGUUGGAUGUGUACGGGACAUCCGGCAGCAAUGAUUUUGAUUCAUCUCUUCAGAGAUUUUUCUUCUCCCUUUGCCUGGGGUUGGUUACUGGACCUAGCACCUCCCUAGGCAACAGCUAUAGAGAUAUUUUGCACUGUAACAAGAAACCUUUUUACCGCAAGGGCCUGAAAGAAGACUUGGCAAUCAUGGAUGCAUACAUUAUGCACUGUCUCAAUCACAUUUUCAGAACUAGAGAUCUUGUAACAAAGAAUGAUUCAAAAGUGGGCAAGCAUCGGGAGAAUUCUGAGGAUGAAUUGCUUAAUGGUGAUGAAUUCCUUGAUCAUGGGUUUACUCGUCCAAAGGUUUUGAUCCUGCUGCCUUUUAGAAACAUCGCAAAUCGUUUUGUUAACAGGCUGAUACAACUGACCCCUUCAGCUUACAAGGUUAAUGUGGAGCACAUGAGUCGUUUCUCUGAUGAAUUUGGAACUCAAGAUGACGAAGACAAUGUAAACACCAAUGACUUAACUGGAAGUGUUAGCAAUUCAAAAUCUCAGAAUUCCUCAAAACCACCAGACCAUCAAGCACUUUUUGAUGGAAAUAUAGAUGAUAAAUUUAUGAUAGGCAUUAAAUUUACGAGACCAAAGUUUAAUAAUGCUAUAGCGACUGUUUCUGAGGCACUGGGGGCAAAAAUUGAGGAAGCUAAAAAGGACAAGGAAAAAGAUGUAGAUUAUCUUUCUUCUAUAGAGGUCCUUAUCAUUGAUCAUGCAGAUGUAAUAGCAAUGCAGAAUUGGACCUUUCUAACAUCAGUUCUUGAACAAAUGAACUGCAUACCUUCUAAGCAGCAUGGGACUGAUAUAAUGCGCAUUAGAAAGUGGUAUCUGGAUGGUCAUGCCAGAUUUUAUCGGCAAACAAUUAUUUUAGGUUGUUAUGCAAACCCAGGGUCUCCUACAGUCCUGGCCUCUGAGUUCAUUGACAAGUUUACUAAACCUGGGAUGGUUCCAAUCAACCACAAAACUGAUGUGAUCUGA
Messenger RNA from Dovyalis caffra, 1419 nucleotides. The record is from the annotation of a GenBank genome assembly. Lineage: Eukaryota; Viridiplantae; Streptophyta; Magnoliopsida; Malpighiales; Salicaceae.